AAUCUAAUCACCGAGUCAAUUUACUGUUAACAUUAUUGUGAGAAAGCUUUCAGUUCGCUUCCAAAUCUCCCAACGCUAUGUAUUUUCUACUUUUCUCCGUUUCUUUGCUGAUUGUGGGAUGUUACGCUUCCUCAGACGAGGAUCUAAAAGUGACCUCAAAGGUUCGGUUUGACAUUGAAAUCGGGGGUAACUCUGUGGGAACUGUUACCAUUGGACUAUUUGGAGAAAUAGUUCCACUGACAACGGAUAAUUUUUUUCAACUCUGUGAAAAACCAAAGGGAGAGGGUUACGUAGGCAGCAAAUUUCAUCGUGUAAUAAAAAAAUUUAUGAUCCAAGGAGGUGACUUCACCCGCGGCGACGGAUCAGGGGGACGAAGUAUUUAUGGAGCCCGUUUUGCUGAUGAAAACUUUGUCCUAAAGCACUACGGAGCGGGAUGGUUGUCAAUGGCCAACGCUGGCAAAGACACAAACGGUUCUCAGUUCUUCAUUACGACUGUAUUAACAUCAUGGUUAGAUGGGAAACAUGUUGUUUUUGGUAAAGUUCUUGAAGGAAUGUCGGUGAUUAGAAAAAUUGAAGAAACCGAAACUGGUAGAAACGAUCGUCCAAAUCAAGAUGUAGUAAUUGCUAAGUGUAGUGCAGAGAGGUUGAACGAACCUAUUUUUGUUAGUCGAAAUGAUGCUAAAGAUUAAACUAGAAAUGUAUUGCAAUCAGGUUGCUACGGUGAAGGGCACUUGAGUUAUUUGUGUCAGUGCACACUUUAAUAUUAUUAAAAAUAUCUUUAUCUUC
Messenger RNA from Photinus pyralis (common eastern firefly), 786 nucleotides. Its product is annotated as peptidyl-prolyl cis-trans isomerase 5-like. Gene Ontology annotation, biological process: protein peptidyl-prolyl isomerization; protein folding. The coding region runs from base 78 to 689 and encodes 203 amino acids. Gene Ontology annotation, molecular function: peptidyl-prolyl cis-trans isomerase activity. Gene Ontology annotation, cellular component: intracellular membrane-bounded organelle. The record is from RefSeq and is a predicted model, not a curated record. Lineage: Eukaryota; Metazoa; Arthropoda; Insecta; Coleoptera; Lampyridae. The transcript has 3 exons.